CGCUCCAUCAAGGGGUCCCGCUCCAUCAAGGGAUCCCGCUCCAUCAAGGGAUCCCGCUCCAUCAAGGGAUCCCGCUCCACCAAGGGAUCCCGCUCCCUCGCACCAACAUCAGCGGCUCGCGUCUCGCCGCAGGCGCACGGACAUGCCGUGCUGGAGGAGACGGCCGUGCAGCAGGCUGCCUGCCUGGGCUGCCCUGGGCUACCUGGUGAUGAUGCUGAUGAUGAUGCUGCUGCUGCUGUGCCCGCACAGGGCGCAGGCCCAUGUCGACAACUGCAACUGGAAGGGCAGCGGCCUCACCGACACCCUCAUCGCUCCGGGCACGGCGAGCAUCGUGCAGCUAUCGCUGCACUGCGCGCAGGGCUCGCUCGAGUGGCUCUACCCGAGCGGUGCCCUGCGGGUGCUGCUGCACGCGCCGGCGGCGAUGGCGCGGGGCGGGCGCCUCGUCGUGUGCCUCAAGCCCCUGCCGGGCUCGCACGGCGCCAACGUGUACGUGGAGCGGCCCGGCGAGCUGCAGCUGGCGGUGGACGAGGCGUCGGGCGGCUCGGGCCGCGUGCACUGCGUGCCCGCGGGCCACGGCGAGCGCGACGACGGAGGGGCCGCCACGGCGCUCUUCAUCCAGGCGGUGCCGCAGACCGACAUCAGCCGCAAGGUGACGGCGCUGCGCUACGAGCUGCGGCCCGAGGGGGCCCAGGUGGUCGUGCCGGGCAGGGACGCGGGCGACCCCGACGAUGCCUGCAGACCCUGCAGCGAUGCGGAAAUGCUGAUGGCUGCCUGCGUCAGUGACUUUGUGGCAAAGGGUGAAAUCACGUCUGUGUCACACGACAAGGGAGAAGGCCAAUCCAUCGUCAGAGUCUCCAUCGCCAAAGUAUUCCAGCAAAAAGAGAAGAUUUUUCAGCAGCAAAGGACUGCGGGGGAUGGGGCGAGGACUCUGGAAGAGCAGCAGAGGACGCUGGGAGACGAGCCGAGGAUGCUGGGAGAGGUGCGGACGCCGCUUUGGUGCGGUGUGAAGCACGGCGAAGGCACGUUCCUGUUCACCGGAGGCCUGCACUUUGGCCAGGCGUGGCUUGGCUGCGCGCCCUGGUACGAAGGGUUCAGGAGGGCAUACGAGCAGGCACGAUCCACCGGAGACAAUCCCUGCGAGCUGCAGCUCGACUGAAGGUGGCCGUUCGGCGGAAGAGACUCUGGGUCGUUCCGGUUGGAGAAUGGAGGACUGUGACGCGCUUGCCCGCCACCACGAUGAACAGAAACGUGCUUCUCUCCGACCUGUUGUGGGGUCGUACUGGGCACGUGUUGUUUUUGUUGUUCAGCACGAUUCCUCACGUUUCACUGCACGUGCCCCGGGAGCUUCGAGAGGACUGAUGCGGGUUUUUUUCCCGGCAGGCGUGGCGUGCUCCCAGCACGUGGAGGGAAAUGCCGGACGUCGUGCCUAACAAAUGCGCCCCGCAGUGCAAACCCGAAAAUGCAUUGGGGAGGGGGGGGGGGUGGGAGAUGGUACCACACAACCGCAAAAACCUACGUAGUCGUUUUGUUCCCCGUUUCCGUUCUUCCGCUGACUUCAGACUAAUCACAGCUACCGUUUCCGCUGCCUGUUUUACUGCCAAAAGUUAUCAGCUAAGAAAACACAACUCUGCAUCGUUGGUGCGAUCAUUUACCAUGGAAAGAACUGCUGUGCAAUGACUUUGUUUUAAGUGGGAAGCUUUUUUAAAGAAUAAUUAAAGGACAAGAGAGUAUAGAUGAAUAUUUUGUGCAAGAUCUAAUUUACAAAUGUUUUAGGUCCUGUUCAUCAGCGGAAUUGUCGAGAAAUGGUACAACCGUAGCUUUUGCCUGCAACACUUAAAUUAUUUCUUAACAAAUGAGGAUAGGUGAGAAGCUGAGUCAUUCAUUGCUUCAGGAAGUUUAAGAUCUAAUGAGGUCCUGUGCUCUUGAAUCAUUUUAAUUGCACAUUUGUAUUAGCUUCUGUUUUUCCACAAUGACAAAAACUAACCAUUCCUCCUGAAUAAAGAAUGUCUUUUUGAAAAACAAUUCAGCUGCAAAUAAAGCAUUGAACGCCUUUUUGGUAUUAAAAACAUACGUUCACCUGAUAUAGUUUCUACAUUUUGGCAAAUCACUCGCGAAUUUUACUGUUGUGCUCAACGAAGCAUUCAAAAGAAAGUAUUUAUAUUUAAAAAUGUGAUGAUGGGGGGGAAAAGUUAAAAUAACAUAUAUAAUUGCAUUAAACGUGUCACGUGAAAAACAAUGAUUUUUUAAAAUACAAAUUAAAGUGCAGAACACAACCCAAUACACUUUGUUAAAACCACUGCCAGUGUUUGGUACUUACUACAUCUGCUCAUUUUAUUAUUUGUAGUAGAGUUUCAACUUAAUUGGCUGCAUUGGUCGAUGCAGUAAAGACCGGGCUUGUAUGUAAUUGCAGAUCUUUGUCAGCACUUUUAUAUACUCCAAUGUAUUUGCUGCAACGGCUCUUCUCGAAUAACACACAACAACAACAACGCAGCUACGUCGCCCUACUGCCAUUUCAGAGUGAAGAGAUUCAUAAACCCUCCCAACAACCAGCUCGGUGUAACAGUUACUCGUGGUACUGCCAAAAUUAAACAUAAAUCGCAAGUAAAUUGUUGAAAGUGACAUUUUUUUUGCUUCAUUUUUACAAAUUUGGAGCUUUUAUAUUGUUGGCGUUUUUGACCGAUGGCAUUGAGAGUGUGAAUGUUGUACAUAGUGUGUGGGCUUAGCGUGUACAUGCAGAUACAAGUGAUGCCUGUCAAUACAAGCUGGUGGGAAUCGUGUGGUUCACUAGCAGAAUAGCAAUUAGCAAACGCGGUGCUCUCUGCUUCCAGAUUUUCAAUUAAAGACACUUUUCUUUCAUGUCAACUGAGUGUUUUUGCUGUGUGUGUGUAGGAAGUGAUGGUGUAGUGGUUUGUUUUACAGACUGCACGAGUAAAUUGGUGACCUGA
Messenger RNA from Petromyzon marinus (sea lamprey), 2945 nucleotides. RefSeq names its product meteorin-like protein. NCBI's taxonomy places the organism in Eukaryota, Metazoa, Chordata, Hyperoartia, Petromyzontiformes, Petromyzontidae. Gene Ontology annotation, molecular function: hormone activity. The record is from RefSeq and is a predicted model, not a curated record.